CCAACCCCCCCGCCAGAUGCGUGUUAACGCGGCUAGUGCUACUUAACUCUGGGCUUAUCGAACCGAAUAUAUGAUUCAUGCAGAAGGUUUUGGGUUUUAUGAUGACUUAGCGUCAACUACAUUUUCGACAGUAUAUAUCUGCGAAAGGAACGAUCUAAUAUUGUGUUGUCGUUAAAUGUGGCAAGCUGACUGACAAGGGGGCGUUGCCCAGAGACAGCUUCUGAACAUGGAUUAUGAGAGGCGGGGUGGCCGUGCAAACCGCAUGGGCCGCUAUGGCAAAGACACAGAGGACCAUGAUUAUAGGGACAUGGACUACCGUGGCUAUGGACAAGAUAACGGUCUUACCAACGACCGGCAGCACGGCCGGGACGACGGUUUAAGAGGGAUGCCAGAUUUCAGUUCCGGCCACUUCCCUGAAAACCCUGUAGGAUUCAGACAGAGGGGAUUUAGAGGAAUUGAUGGGAACCGACGGGGUAAAGCUUUCCCCCAUAUCCCACCGGCACCGGCGAUGGCCGCACGCUUCCAGCAGGAGGAGCGAGAGUAUCGCUUUGAGGCAGAGCGGGAGGCGCACAGGCGGGACGGUCCGCCUUUUAGACCCGGGCAGAUGCAGCCGGACAACCGAGCCCCACACCUUCCAGAGGUGGGAGAAGAGUGGGCUAGAUUCGUGAGCCAGAGUGGGCCCCCUCAGGAGGACUACGGCACAGCAAGGCAACCCGAAGAAGAGAAGUACUCCAGAGGCAUUGGCCAAGGACGGGGUUUCGCCGGCCAGCACCAGCCAGCAGGGAGAGAUGAGGCCGACGAGGGCGGCUUCCCGCCUGGCUCAGGGGCAGGCCUGGAGGACGCAGAGCUCCAUGACCAGGACUACAGGUCUGAGGGAGAGCAGGUGGAGAGGCCCAGUAACAUCGUCAUGCUGAGAAUGCUGCCCCCAAACGCCACCGUCAGCGAGAUCAGGACCCGGCUACAGGAGCAGGGCGUCCAGCCCCGAGAGGUCCGUCUCAUGAGGAAUAAAUCCUCAGGUCAGAGCCGGGGAUUCGCCUUCGUCGAGUUUAAUCACUUGCAGGAGGCCAGUCGCUGGAUGGAGAGCAACCAGAGAGUCCUCACUGUCCUGGGACAGAGGGUGGCCAUGCACUACAGUGACCCAAAGCCUCGCGCUAAUGAAGACUGGCUUUGCAACAAGUGCGGGGUACAGAACUUCAAGCGGCGGGAGCGGUGUUUUAAAUGUGGAGUUCCAAAAUCAGAAGCUGAGCUCAAACUGCCGCUGGUGCAGAAGGAAUUACCCCAGGGGCAGGUAAAAGACUCAACACAGGGCUUACUGCCUCUUCCCACCAUCUACCAGGCCGCUGCACCCCUCCUGAACAUUAGCACGUCAUCUCAAACAGCAGAGGUGGCCAAUGACACCCUGAUUCUCAGGAACCUGGGUCCUCAUACCACCCUGGAGGCCAUUCUGACAGCCCUGGCCCCAUAUGCCACUCUGUCUCCUUCCAACGUGCGACUCAUUAAAGACAAACAGACACAGCUCAAUCGCGGCUUCGCCUUCCUGCAGCUCACCACCAUCGUGGAGGCGUCUCAGCUCCUGCAGAUCCUGCAGGCCUUGCAGCCUGCGCUGGCCAUCGAUGGGAAGGUGGUGUCUGUGGAGUUUGCCAAGGGCUCCAAACGGGACGUGUUCCCGGCUGAUGGAAGUCGUGUGAGUGCAGCUACAGCAGCCAGCACAGCCAUAGCUGCUGCGCAGUGGGCCGUGUCCCAGACCAGCCAAAACAACCCCACAGAUGCCCCAGCAGGUGACCUCAGCAUGUACCAGCAGCGGGCAGUCCUGUUUGGUCAGGAGGGACCUGAAGGGGGCAGCAUUGAGGGACAAAGCUAUAAAGGUGCUGGUUCCGUAGCGGGGGCGGGGCUGGCCUCCCCUGCUCCAGGGCUAAUGGGAGCCUAUGAGGGACGAGCUGUGGCUACAGCUGCUCCAAUUCCCACUAUAACUGAAGCUCCAGGGGUCAGUUCUUCAGGGGCAGUCACACAGAGCCAUUCUCAGCUGCUCACCACAGCUGCCUACACCCAGCCCAGUCAGGCUCCAGUGUCUCAGCAGGUGGAGAUCAUCGGAAAGCCGCAGCCUGUCACCCCGGGAACAGCUGGAGAGCGCCAGCAGUACCCCGAUCCGGACGUGUCCACUUAUCAGUAUGACGAGAGCUCAGGUUACUACUAUGACCCUCUCACAGGCCUCUACUACGACGCCAACUCGCAGUACUAUUUCAACUCCCACACUCAGCAGUACAUGUACUGGGAUGGAGAGAAUCACACGUAUGUUCCUGCCUCAGCACAAACGCCUCCUGCCAUCGAUGCCACCAUCGAUCCUGCUGCGACAACCUCUGACCCGUUGGCCCCGGCAAACAGCUCCAAGGAGAAGAAGGACAAGCCCAAGACCAAGACCGCCCAGCAGAUAGCCAAAGACAUGGAGCGCUGGGCCAAGUCCCUGAACAGGCAGAAGGAGACCGUGCGCUCGCUGUCCUCCUCGGCUCCCGUGCACGCCCGCCCGGGCGGCCAGGGCCGACCCGACGACCGGCGGGAGUCGGCCAGCGCGGACGCCGGUUACGCCAUCCUGGAGAAGAAGGGAGCCUUGACGGAACGGCCACAAAUUCUCAUCGACCAGAUAAAUCCGCUUGAGGAGAGAGAGCAGGGGAGUCCUCCGCAGGGGCUGGUCGCAGCGUACCGAGGGGAGACGGACAGCGAAGAGGAGGGAGGAGAGAAGGAGGAGCGUCUGACGGACUGGAGCAAGCUGGCCUGCCUGCUGUGUCGGAGGCAGUUUCCCAGUAAAGAGGCGCUGCUCAGACAUCAGCAGCUCUCCGAGUUGCACAAGCAAAACCUUGAGCAGCGGCGUGCGAGGCAGGGGCCCCAGGAAGGGGAGAUGAAGUCCAGGGACCGCGCUGCCGUCCGGAGGGAGAAAGGCCUGUUUCCAGAACAGCCCGAGGUCAAAAAGAGGAAACCCAGCCCCCUGUAACAGCAGAUGGCAAACCUGCUCUCUGCUGCUAACUUUUUGAGCGUACAACAUUGUUCGACGUCUCUCGUGAUUCUUUAGUUCCUUCCGUGCCCAGUUCCCUCUCUGAGAUGGUGUGUGUUGUAAGUCUCAGGGCUCUUGUGCUUGUUAAAACGGGGCUCCUGGCUCACACUGUCUCAACACUCUGAGAGGUGCUAACAAUAUCUUCUUGCACUGGUGCGCUAAUAAUGUAUGUGCUCACACCCACACACAAUACAUUUUUAGUACUGGACUUGUUUUUUUUGUUUUUUUUUACUUGUUUUUUUUUUUUUUUACUUUUAAAGUUCAGUGUGUUAUCUCAGCAUUUAGUUCAAGUUCAGAAGGAAAUCAACAGGGCUGAGUCCCAGAUGGCCAGUUCUGCUUCGAAUGGUGUGAAUUUAAUUUGUUUGACUUCCACAUGGACUGGCGUGAGAUACAAUCGUUUAGGCACAGGAACACCAGUGCGGAUGCACUAAACAGCCUUCUAUGCAUCUGUUGUGCGUUGGAGUACGACAUUUAUGACGGGAGUGACGCACAUCCAGAGCGAAUGUGAAGUGAGAAAUCUGAUCUGACCGGCACCUGCAUGAAGGUGCAGAGCAGAAAUGUUUGACUUAUAUGCUGUACAUAACACUUAAUGAUAGUACAUAAAGUUUUAUGUGACAGAUUA
This is a messenger RNA of Electrophorus electricus (electric eel), 3668 nucleotides long. RefSeq names its product RNA binding motif protein 10 (gene rbm10). Gene Ontology annotation, biological process: mRNA splicing, via spliceosome. Gene Ontology annotation, molecular function: RNA binding. The record is from RefSeq and is a predicted model, not a curated record. Gene Ontology annotation, cellular component: nucleus. Lineage: Eukaryota; Metazoa; Chordata; Actinopteri; Gymnotiformes; Gymnotidae.